Molecule: messenger RNA, 2584 nt
Organism: Stomoxys calcitrans (stable fly)
Lineage: Eukaryota; Metazoa; Arthropoda; Insecta; Diptera; Muscidae
Gene: Oct-TyrR
Product: tyramine/octopamine receptor
Exons: 3
Coding region: 629-2395 (588 amino acids)
Biological process (GO): adenylate cyclase-activating adrenergic receptor signaling pathway
Cellular component (GO): membrane
Molecular function (GO): octopamine receptor activity
Source: RefSeq, a predicted model, not a curated record
ACGUCGAAAGUUCCCAGUGCACAAUGUCAUGCCAUUGCCGGCAACAUGUUUUAUCCAAGGAACGUGGCAUCGUGAAAUACGAAAUACAAGAGCACGUGCAGUUCUCAUACAACAAGUGAACGAUUUUUACAGCUUUGAACGGUUUUGGGGAUUUUAUUUACAAAGAUAUUGUGCAACGCCAAUGCAAUGUGAAACAAUGUGCAUGUGUAAUGGGAUAAAACAGAUGGUUAGAUAUAUUCUCCCUAAAAGGGCAUUGCACCUUGGAAAGAUAUGAUUUCUUUUGAAGAAAUUUAUGAUAUUUUCUAAAAAAAAGAAAAAACUGUUUUGUUUUCAAGAGUGAAAAAUCCCAGAGGUUUUCAUUGAGCAUGGAAAUUGCAUUAGUCAAUAUGAGUAUAAUAAAAAUGUAACACAUAUAAAGAUUCAACAGUUCUAUAUUAAAAAUGCAAAAAUAUUAUUGUGUUGCCUUAAAUGCUUUUGUCAAGUCUAACAAUAGACUCAUACGGACUGCAAGAAAAAAAAACUAGAAUGAGCUCAAAAACUAGUUUAAAUCAGCAAAAAACUGGAUUAAUAACGCCAACACAUGCAAUGCAAUAAAAACCCUCUGUGAGUCUGUGAUACGGCAUGCAAAAUGCCACCCACAGAUCAGAUGAUGAUAACUGGAUCUUCUAUUGCAACAGCGGUAUCCCCCGAAUUAUUUACAAGCUCGACAUCGGCAUUUGGUAUUGGAUCAGGCACCGGAGUAACAACAUCAACGACAUUAACGACAUUAACUAACAUAAGCUCAACCUACAUUGGAAUAGUUGGGGGUAAUAAUGCAACAACCAUUUUGGAAAACGGUUGUGUGCCGCCAAUUGAAGAAUGGCAUGACAGCUACUUUGGCGUUAAACUGGCCGUCCCCGAAUGGGAGGCCAUAUUUACAGCAGUUGUGUUAUCUAUAAUCAUCGUACUUACAAUUAUUGGCAAUAUUUUGGUCAUACUAAGCGUGUUUACAUACAAACCCCUGCGCAUCGUUCAGAAUUUCUUUAUCGUAUCACUGGCUGUGGCUGAUUUGACAGUGGCACUUCUAGUGCUGCCCUUCAAUGUGGCCUACUCCAUCUUGGGUCGAUGGGAAUUCGGCAUUUAUUUGUGUAAAAUGUGGUUAACAUGCGACAUCAUGUGCUGCACAUCAUCGAUAUUAAAUUUGUGCGCUAUAGCCUUGGAUCGUUAUUGGGCUAUUACCGACCCCAUCAACUAUGCUCAAAAACGCACUGUGGGAAGAGUGCUGCUUCUGAUUGCUGGCGUCUGGAUUCUGUCGUUACUCAUAAGUUCACCGCCGCUGGUGGGGUGGAAUGAUUGGCCUGAAGAAUUUACCAGCGCAACACCAUGUGAAUUAAACUCUGAUCCCGGAUAUGUUAUUUACUCAUCGUUAGGUUCAUUUUAUAUACCCUUAAUAAUUAUGGCAUCAGUUUACAUAGAAAUAUUUAUCGCAACCCGACGAAGGCUAAGAGAACGAGCCCAAGCAGCCAAGAUCAAUACAAUUUCAACCCGCUCGGCGAGUGGCGAUGUGACUGCGACAGCAAUAACAACCAGUGCCACAUCUAGCAUAUCAUCCUUGUGCUUCAGCGUCGUAUGUUGCUGUAGAAAUUCUACGCCAUUUUCCUCCACACCCAUGAUCCAGAACGAUCAAGAAUCUGAGAGCAGUGAAACAAACGCUAACAACGAAAGUACACGAAUACAAAAACUACAAGAAGCUAAAGCAACAGUUGCGUCGCAGCGAAAGAAAACCCGUCGAGCAAAGAUUAAAGACUCCAUAAAACAUGGAAAGUCCAAAGCACGCAAAAGUCAAAAGGCCAAUGAACAAAAUGUUCAGCGUUCGAAAGAGGGAGGCACAACUGCCAAAAGUCUACUACUAUCGCCAAAUGUAAAAAACUCCGAUCAAGAAAACCAGGAGAUCUCCACCGAAAGCGGAAGUGACCCUAAGGGAUGCAUACAAGUAUGCGACAACCGUGAAGUCAAUAACAUUUCUGCAGGUGAUGGUGAAGCGGAAAAUAUCUCACUGAAAAUAACACCACCACAGUCCUCGCUAGGUGCCACUUCGCUGCAGGGUGUUCCACUUCAAAAGAAAUCUGGUGGUGUAUACCAGUUUAUUGAGGAAAAGCAAAAGAUCUCUCUCUCAAAAGAACGAAGAGCUGCGCGCACCCUUGGCAUCAUAAUGGGUGUUUUUGUCAUAUGUUGGCUCCCGUUCUUUCUAAUGUAUGUGAUUUUGCCAUUUUGUUCGACGUGCUGUCCCACAGUCAGAGUAAAGAACUUCAUAACGUGGUUGGGCUACAUUAACUCCGUACUGAAUCCAAUAAUCUACACAAUUUUCAAUCUAGACUAUAGAAGAGCGUUCAAAAGACUUUUGGGUAUCAAAUAAACAAUUUAAUCGGCCACCAAGACAAUGUUGAUUCUAGUAUUUAACAUAACAUACUAUAUAAUUUAUGUAUAUUUAGUAAUUUAUGUGUAUUAAGUAAGUAACAAAGACCAUAUUAUGUAGUUACAGUGCAAUAAGAAAAAGUAGCUUUGGAAUUAGAGUAGCUUUUUGGCAUUUAGUUGCACCGGUUCC